CGCGGUUCCCGUCUGGCUAAACAGCCUCGAACCCUCCGGAUUUCUACCAUGGCUCAACCAACUCAACAAAUUCUCAACGUCGAAACGAUUCGUGGCAAGAUCAAGAAGGUGAACUCUUCCGACACGCUCGUCAUCUGGUCCCGCGGUGCCAAUGGAGCUCCCAGUGACACGAUGGUGCAUCUGGCGAAUCUGGUUGCCCCUAAGGUGGCAGCCUAUACCCCGGACAUGAAGCAGGUUGACGAGCCGUAUGCGUGGACGGCGCGAGAAAUCCUAAGGAAAGAGCUCGUGGGACAGGACGUUACUUGUGAGGUGGAACAUCGCUCGCCGAAAGCGGUUUUCUGUCAUGUCUACAAGGGAACGUCGGCCGAUGGCGAAAGUCUCAACGAGUCGAUUGUGUCUAGAGGACUAGCCAAUGUGAGGGAUGUGAGCAGGAAGAGCGAAAAGUACGACAAGCUAAAGGAGCUCCUCGAGCAGGCUAAGGCCAGUAAGGUCGGAAUCUGGGCCGACGACGCGUCCACCCACCUCCGAAAAAUUGUGUGGCAAGUCAACGACGUCAAUAGCUUCAUCGCCAAGAACAAGAAGAAGCCUUUGAAGGCCGUCGUCGAAAGCGUUCACCCCAAUGCUUGUGGAAUUCGAGCCUUUGUCCAAUUAGAUGGUACUCACUACUAUCUCACAGUCAAUAUCGCGGGCAUUCGUGGACCGUCCGAGGAGAGUAACUUGCGCCCAAGGGCGAUCUACUACUUGGAGAUCGGUCUCCUCCAGCAGGAUGUCGAAAUCUUGCUCGAAGGCGCAGGCAACAAUGGACAGCUUUUCGGGUUCAUCAAACAUCCCCAGUACGAUGUUGCCAAGGGACUCGUUGAGAACGGUCUCGUUCAGACGCAAGACUGGUCCCUGUCCUCGAUGGAUCCAGUUUACGCAUCUACGUUGAGAAACGCCGAGAAGGUUGCCAAGCAGAAACGGCUCUGUAUCUGGAAGGACUACAAAGAGGCUCCGAAACCCGCGGCUGUAUCCGGGGGAAAUUCGACCGCCAAGGUGAUCGAGGUCGUGGCGGCCGACAUGCUCGUCGUGAAGGAGGGCGAUACCCUGAGGAAGAUCUUCUUGUCUUCCAUCAAGCCUCCCCGAAAGGAGCUCGGCAAGGAGCAGCAGGGGAAGGUCACGAUGGCGCAGCGCAUGUACCAACAGCCGUUGCUCUUCCAAGCUCGUGAGUUCCUCCGAACGAGACUGAUUGGCAAGAACGUCCAGGUUCAAGUGGAUUACAUCCAGCCCAAGAGCGAUAAUUUCCCAGAGAAGGUCUGUUGCACCGUCAAGUUCAACGGACAAAACGUUGCCGAACAACUGGUCGCUGCUGGUCUCGCAACGGUGAUCCGUUACCGACAGGACAACGACCAGAGAUCGUCUCAUUAUCUCGAACUGCAGGAGGCCGAAGGUCUCGCUCAGCAGAAACAGGUCGGCGUUCACGCCAAGAAGGAACCGGAGCCCAUGAGGGUCGCAGACCUCCAGGGUGAUCUCAUCAAGUCGAAACAAUACUUCACUAGUCUUCAACGAGGCAACCCCAACUCGGGUAUCGUCGAGUUUGUCUCAUCUGGCUCGAGACUUCGCGUCUACUGCCAGAAGCACAACUGUGUCUUCACUCUCCUGUUGAACGGUAUCCAGUGCCCUCGAUCCGGUCGUCCUGAGAGCGGAGGCGCUCCCGCCCAGAAAGGCGACCCGUACGGAGACGAAGCGAUGCAGUUCACGCGAGAUCUCUGCCUGCAGCACCAGAUCGAAAUGGAAGUCGAGAGCCAAGACAAGAACGGCGCCAUGAUCGGAAUGGUCACGCUCGACAAGAAGAACCUCUCGGUCGAGCUCGUCAAGAACGGCCUCGCCUCUGUGCAUCACUACUCGGCGGAGAAGACGAGGUAUUACACCGAACUGAAGAACGCCGAGGAAGCUGCGAAAGCCAAGAAACUCAGAAUCUGGGAGAAUUACGUCGAACCUACCUUCGAAGAGACCGUCGUCCCCGAGGUCCAGGAGGAUACCAAAUCCACGAGGAAGGUUGAACCCAAGAACGUUAUGGUGUCCGAGGUCACUUCAACUGUGAGCAAGUUCUACGUUCAAUUCAAUCAGGACGGACCCAAGCUGGAGGAGCUGCAGGCAAAGCUCCAGAAAGAGUUGCAGAAUCCCGGUCUCGGAGGAACCUUCAAGCGGGGCGAUAGGGCCGCCGCGAAGUUCCUCGAUGGCAAUUGGUACCGUGUCAAGAUCGAGAAGAUCGUCAAAGGCGUCGCGGAACUCGUCUACAUCGACUACGGAAACCGAGGCGAGUGCGAGGUCUCCAAACUGCAGCCUUUGCCUGCCGGCUUCAAUGCCCCCGACUUCGCUCAUCCUUGCAAUCUGGCCUUCGUGAAAAUGCCCAAGGACGAAGACGAACUGGCUAGCGCGAGGAAAACUUUCUCCGAAGACGUCUCGAACGCUGAGCUCAAGAUGAACGUCGAGUACGAGUUCAAUGGCGAGAAAUACGUGACUCUCAAGUCUGACGACGUAGAUAUCGGCAAAGCCUUGAUCACCGAUGGCUUCGCGUACUUCGAGCCGCGCAAAGGCGAACGCUACAAGAAAAUCUGUGAAGAAUACGAAAAAGCUCAAGAGGAGGCCAAGACCGAACGCAGAAACCUUUGGGAGUACGGCGACGCUCGUGAGGACGAAGAAGACCGCAAGUAAAUCUCAACAAUAAGGAGCCGGACGAUCGCGUGAAUGUGUUGAUUAUUUAUUCUCAACGCUUCGAUGUUUUAUCUUCUGAUCGUCUCUUCACCCUGAGAAGACGGCUCAUCGGAAGAGUGUACCCACUGGUUAUGGAUGUUGUAGACCGGACUAUCAAGUGUUUCCUAGUGUGCUCCUUUAGACUACACUCGAUCGGCUCGCAAUAUGAACAUAGAUUUACAUGUUUUCCCCUGGCGAAAAAAAUGCGAAACUGGCGAAGAGAUGACGGAUCAUGCCUUCUUAGCAGCAUCUUAUGUCUAGCUAUUCGGUACGCGAUAGGUAAUUAAGACUUCAGUGUGCGAGAGUACAAUUAAAUGAUGAUGGUGAGGAUGAUAGGCAAGACUAGACGUGUAUUUUCGGGUAUUCCUUUUCGAUUGAAUGAUGAGUCUGUGGCAGCGUCACUGCCGCUUCGCUCGGGCUAGAACCUUCAAUCUCAGAAUCAAACUUGUUCCGAUUACUACGGAAUGGUUGAACGAGAUGGCGUCUGCCUUUCGCUGAGUGCGGCUUGACCACUGUUGCAACUAUCGUUGUUGUUGUGAACACUGAUGAGUGCAGAGUAUGGAUCCGGAGAAACUUGGAAUUUUUUAACCGCGAGGCUGUGAUCCCGAAGUUUGGUCUCGUUCGCGAUCCAAACCUGUGGGAAGAUGAGCGCACUGCGAACUAGGGCGGGCCCCCUCGGCCGAGAGAGAAGAAAAGAGAAUUCUUUCGAAAUCUAAAUCAAAACUGACAAAAUCGCGAGAGGAAAAUUCCCGAAGGAAAAUCUACCUCAUCAGCGACUACGGGAACAGGAGUAGAUGACGGAUGAUACGAGAGAAUAAAGCUCAUAUAUAUUUACUUUAAUUAUAU
This is a messenger RNA of Galendromus occidentalis (western predatory mite), 3579 nucleotides long. Its product is annotated as staphylococcal nuclease domain-containing protein 1. Gene Ontology annotation, biological process: regulatory ncRNA-mediated gene silencing; mRNA catabolic process. The coding region runs from base 49 to 2694 and encodes 881 amino acids. Gene Ontology annotation, cellular component: nucleus; RNAi effector complex; cytosol. The record is from RefSeq and is a predicted model, not a curated record. The transcript has 4 exons. NCBI's taxonomy places the organism in Eukaryota, Metazoa, Arthropoda, Arachnida, Mesostigmata, Phytoseiidae. Gene Ontology annotation, molecular function: nuclease activity; RNA binding.